ACAGCAACAAGCCCAAACUGAAGGUGUCGAGGAAGAAGAAGCAGACACGAAACUCGGCCGUCACGGGCUCACUGAGUCGCCACCAUAUAAACCGAGUCGACUCCAUCCGAACCCAUCAUCAAACCACCUCGCUCCUCCUUCCCACGCACAGAGAGAGAGAGAGAGAGAGAGAGGAAUCGUCUAGAGAGAGAAACAUGGCCACGACUUCUCGCCGGGCGAUGCCCCUCCUGCCGGCGGCGGCGGCGGCGGCGCUGCUGCUGCUUCUGGCCGCCGCCCUCGCGGGGGCGCAGACGCCGGCGCAGACCUGCGUGUCGAAGCUCACCGACUGCGCCGCCUAUCUGAACACGACGACGACCCCGCCGGACACGUGCUGCACCCCGCUCAAGGAGGUGGUGAACACCCAACUGACCUGCCUCUGCAACGUCCUCAAGUCGCCGGGCCUGCUCAUCUCCAUGGGGAUCGACGUCCAGAAGGCCUUCCAGCUCACGAGGAGGUGCGGCGUCUCCAGAGACACCAGCAAAUGCAACGGGACCGCCACGCCUCCAUCGUCGUCGACGACGGCGCCGCCGCCACCGACAGCUGGAGGCGACAGCGACGCCGGCAGGAUAGCUUGGAGCGGAAUCUUGAGCUUAUUCCUGAUUCUGGCAUCGACGAUGUUUUAUUGAGGUCCACGGAUCACGUUGCAUACAUCUGAUUGACGAGGAGAUACUUCACACGGAUUGUUAUGAUUCAUUAGAGGGGGUGAAUCUCGGCUUUUGGAGAUCUUGGUCAUUUCAGUUGCUUUCGGCUUUCUUGAUGUGUGCAUGGUGAAUUCGAUUUCUUUGCGGGGAGGCUCUAGCUAGCUAAUUUACUAUAAUUAUACCGCGAUUAUUGUGUACUCGACUUAUCCGGAUCUCGACCUCGAGACACUCUAUGGAGGUCAUUUCUCAGGUACAUCAUUAUUAAAUUGUUUAACACUAGUCUUACAUUAGUCACUCACGCCAUAUUUUAUCU
This is a messenger RNA of Eucalyptus grandis, 993 nucleotides long. RefSeq names its product non-specific lipid transfer protein GPI-anchored 8. The coding region runs from base 195 to 665 and encodes 156 amino acids. The record is from RefSeq and is a predicted model, not a curated record. The transcript has 3 exons. Lineage: Eukaryota; Viridiplantae; Streptophyta; Magnoliopsida; Myrtales; Myrtaceae.